This is a messenger RNA of Cornus florida, 996 nucleotides long. RefSeq lists its product as uncharacterized. The transcript has a single exon. Bases 1 to 996 code for a protein of 331 amino acids. NCBI's taxonomy places the organism in Eukaryota, Viridiplantae, Streptophyta, Magnoliopsida, Cornales, Cornaceae. The record is from RefSeq and is a predicted model, not a curated record.
AUGGAACAACCCACACAUGCUCAUAUGGAGAAACCAGUGAAGAUCAUGAGGAGAUCAAUCUACACAUUUCUGCAAUACUACCAGUACUUCACCACCCGCCCAGUUCUUCUCAUAAUCCCCUUCUCUGCCUCAGUCCUCCUCUCACAGGCGGUUUUCGCCUCUUCUCCGCCGCCACUUCUGAUCAUCCAUGGCUGCUAUAAUUCCCUCUUCCAUACUCUAAGAUUCUCUUCCCCUUCACAGUUCGUCUCGCUUCUCAAUUUGAAUCUUUCUCAGACCAUAUUCACCUCUGUUUUUAUCCUCCCUUUUGCGCUCACCUCUCUAGUCAUCGCCAAGUCGUUUAUAAUUCAAGCUCUGAUUCACCACAAAUCAUCUCUCCCACUACCCUCUUCGUCUUUCAGACCAGUUUACAAGCCUUUGCUCCUAACCCAACUCUGCAAUUUGGUCCUCAUCAUUAUUGUCAACGUGAUCGCCUUCUCUGUUCUAUUUCUUGUCUUCCAAUCACUUGAUGCAUUUGGGUUCUCAACAAACAACCUUCUUGUCCUUGUCUCUGCUAAAACUGUUUUCUACUCCUUCAUUGCCAACGCCGGUGUCAUAUGCAACCUAGCUUUAGUGGUAGCAGGGGUGGAAAAUUGUAUUGGGUGCAUGGCAAUUUGGAAGGCCUGUUUGUUGAGUUGGAAAAGGAAAUCAAUGACACUCUCGAUGAAUCUUCCUGUCAAUUUGAGCAUCCUUGCUAUUGAAGGCUUGUUCAAGUAUCGGGUUGUCAGGGCUUAUCGUCUCUCGGGAAGGCUUGGUCCUUCUAUGGCUUUGGAGGGGAUGCUCAUUUCUUACUUGUACUCACUCCUCAUUGUCCUUGACACAAUAGCAAGUUGUCUGUUCUUCAAGAGCUGCAAUACAAAUUAUCAGACCGAUAACACGGAGGGAAUAUAUUAUUACCAUAUCAGAAUUGUCAAAAAGGAUGACGGCAAUUGUUCUGCAAACUCGGAAUUUAAAUGUUAG